Messenger RNA from Cercocebus atys (sooty mangabey), 4854 nucleotides. RefSeq names its product cadherin-related family member 2 (gene CDHR2). Gene Ontology annotation, molecular function: calcium ion binding; cadherin binding. The transcript has 37 exons. The coding region runs from base 51 to 4700 and encodes 1549 amino acids. Lineage: Eukaryota; Metazoa; Chordata; Mammalia; Primates; Cercopithecidae. The record is from RefSeq and is a predicted model, not a curated record. Gene Ontology annotation, cellular component: plasma membrane; catenin complex. Gene Ontology annotation, biological process: homophilic cell-cell adhesion.
GCCUGCCUGCCACCUCCGUGGCGAAGGGGACACAGGUCCCUGCGGAUGUGAUGGCCCGGCUAUGGCUGUCCUGCUUCCUGCUUCCUGCUCUCGUGGUGUCUGUGGCAGCCAAUAAGGCCCCGAAGUUCCUGGCCAACAUGACGUCAGUGAUCCUGCCCGAGGACCUGCCUGUGGGUGCCCAGGUCUUCUGGUUGGUAGCUGAAGACCCAGACAAUGACCCUCUGACCUAUGGGAUGAGCGGCCCCAAUGCCUACUUCUUCGCUGUCACUCCGAACACUGGGGAAGUGAAACUGGCCAGCGCUCUGGACUACGAGACACUCUACACAUUCAAAGUCACUAUCUCCGUGAGCGACCCCUACACCCAGGUGAGUCGGGAGGUGCCGGGGGGUCGACAGGGAUUGUCAAGAGGCAUGACACCAUUAGAGUGUAGCCAAUCUGCAAGGCACACGACGCGUGAGAGCCUUGUGUCGCGGGCUGCGUAUAAGGAGUUGUCAAGGACUAAUAGGAGACUGCGUCUUCUGAGUGUUACGCUCUUUGCUUCCGGGGCUCCGAAAAUCAGGAAGCAGUUCCAGGUGGUGGAGAGGGCUGUUGGGGAGGGAGGAGGUGAGAUCCUCCUCUCUCUGCCGUCGCACAGCUGCCUCCACCCGCAGCCCUGGUAUGGGAAGGACAGGGGGAACACUACCCUGCCCGUGGGCAGCGUGGGUGUUUCUCCGUGCCUGGCCGUGGAUAAAGACAUAGGACCCUGCCGGCAAUGGUGGUGUACUCCCAUACGAGAAGACCACAGACCCGUUCUUCCCGCCCACGACUGCUCCCCAGGUCUUGGUCCAGUUCCACAGACAGGCAGCAAUGGGACCUUCCUGUUGUCGCUGGGGGGCCCCGACGCAGAAGCCUUCAGUGUCUCCCCGGAGCGGGCAGCGGGCUCAGCCUCCGUUCAGGUGCUGGUGAGAGUGUCCGCGCUGGUGGACUACGAGAGGCAGACGGUGAUGGUGGUGCAGGUCGUGGCCACAGACUCAGUCAGCCAGAACUUCUCCAUCGCCAUGGUGACCAUCCACCUUAGAGACAUUAAUGACCACAGGCCCACAUUUCCCCAGAGCUUGUACGUCCUCAGGGUGUCGGAGCACAGCGCCACCCAUCUACGGGCAGGAGGCCAAGCAACGGGUCCCUCCCUGCAGACCCUGCCCGUGGGCAGCGUGGUGUUCUCCGUGCUGGCCGUGGAUAAAGACAUAGGACCUGCCGGCAUGGUGGUGUACUCCAUAGAGAAGGUCAUCCCUAGCACUGGGGACAGCGAGCAUCUCUUCCGGAUCCUGGCCAAUGGCUCCAUCAUCCUCAAUGGCAGCCUCAGCUACAACAACAAGAGCGCUUUCUACCAGCUGGAGCUGAAGGCCUGUGAUUUGGGCGACAUGUUCAACAACAGCUUCACCAUCCAGUGCUCCCUGCCUGCCUUCCUGUCCAUCUCCGUGGUGGACCAGCCUGACCUUGACCCCCAGUUUGUCAGGGAGUUUUACUCGGCCUCUGUGGCUGAGGACGCAGCCAAGGGAACCUCGGUGCUGAAAGUGGAGGCUGUGGAUGGCGACAAAGGCAUCAAUGACCCUGUGAUCUACAGCAUCUCCAACUCCACGCGGCCCGGCUGGUUUGACAUCGGGGCAGAUGGGGUGAUCAGGGUCAACGGCUCCCUGGACCGUGAGCAACUGCUGGAGGAGGAUGAGGAGGUGCAGCUGCAGGUCACGGCCACCGAGACACACCUCAACAUCUACGGGCAGGAGGCCAAGGUGAGCAUCUGGGUGACAGUGAGAGUGUUGGACGUCAAUGACCACAAACCUGAGUUUUACAACUGCAGCCUCCCAGCCUGCACCUUCACCCCCGAAGAGGCCCAAGUGAACUUCACUGGCUACGUGGACGAGCAUGCCUCCCCCCGCAUCCCCAUCGAUGACCUCACCAUGGUGGUCUACGACCCGGACAAGGGCAGCAAUGGGACCUUCCUGUUGUCGCUGGGGGGCCCCGACGCAGAAGCCUUCAGUGUCUCCCCGGAGCGGGCAGCGGGCUCAGCCUCCGUUCAGGUGCUGGUGAGAGUGUCCGCGCUGGUGGACUACGAGAGGCAGACGGUGAUGGUGGUGCAGGUCGUGGCCACAGACUCAGUCAGCCAGAACUUCUCCAUCGCCAUGGUGACCAUCCACCUUAGAGACAUUAAUGACCACAGGCCCACAUUUCCCCAGAGCUUGUACGUCCUCAGGGUGUCGGAGCACAGCGCCACCGGCUCUGUGGUCACCGACAGCAUCCACGCCACGGACCCAGACACGGGCGCAUGGGGCCAAAUUACCUACAGCCUGCUCCCAGGAAAUGGGGUAGACCUCUUCCAAGUGGAUCCCGUCUCAGGGACGGUGACGGUGAGGAACGGUGAGCUGCUGGACCGGGAGAUCCAGGCCGUGUACUACCUGACACUGCAGGCCACAGAUGGUGGGAACCUGUCCUCCUCCACCAUGCUGCAGAUCCACCUGCUGGACAUCAAUGACAACGCGCCCGUGGUCAGCGGCUCCUACAACAUCUUCGUCCAGGAGGAGGAGGGCAAUGUCUCCGUGACCAUCCAGGCCCACGAUAAUGAUGAGCCGGGCACCAACAACAGCCGUCUGCUCUUCAGCCUGCUGCCUGGCCCCUACAACCACAACUUUUCCUUGGACCCCGACACAGGGCUCCUCAGAAACCUGGGGCCCCUGGACAGAGAGGCCAUCGACCCCGCCCUGGGGGGCCGCAUUGUGCUGACAGUGCUUGUGUCUGACUGCGGAGAGCCUGUCCUCAGCACCAAAGUCAAUGUCACCAUCACUGUGGAGGACAUCAAUGACAACCUGCCCAUCUUCAACCAGUCCAGCUAUAACUUUACGGUGAAGGAGGAGGAUCCAGGAGUGCUAGUAGGCGUGGUGAAGGCCUGGGAUGCAGACCAGACGGAAGUCAACAACCGCAUCAGCUUCAGCCUGUCAGGGAGUGGUGCCAACUACUUCAUGAUCCGAGGCUUGGUGCUGGGGGCUGGGUGGGCUGAGGGCUACCUCCGGCUGCCCCCGGACGUGAGCCUGGACUACGAGACACAGCCCGUCUUCAACUUGACAGUGAGUGCCGAGAACCCAGACCCCCAGGGGAGUGAGACCAUAGUAGACGUCCACGUGAAUGUGAAAGAUGUGAACGACAAUCCCCCCACCCUGGAUGUAGCCUCACUCCGGGGCAUCCGUGUGGCUGAGAAUGGCUCACAGCACGGCCAGGUGGCUGUGGUGGUUGCCUCGGAUGUGGACACCAGCGCCCAGCUGGAGAUACAACUUGUGAACAUUCUCUGCACCAAGGCCGGGGUCGAUGUGGGCAGCCUGUGCUGGGGCUGGUUCUCAGUGGUGGCCAACGGCUCUGUGUACAUCAACCAGAGUGAAGCCAUUGACUACGAGGCCUGUGACCUGGUCACGCUGGUUGUGCGGGCCUGUGACCUAGCCACGGACCCUGGCUUCCAGGCCUACAGCAACAAUGGAAGCCUCCUCAUUACCAUCGAGGACAUAAAUGACAAUGCACCCUAUUUUCUGCCUGAGGAUAAGACUUUUGUGAUCAUCCCUGAACUUGUGCUGCCCAACCGGGAGGUGGCUUCUGUCCGGGCCAGAGACGAUGAUUCAGGGAACAAUGGCCUCAUCCUGUUCUCCAUCCUCCGAGUAGACUUCAUCUCUAAGGACGGGGCCACCAUCCCUUUCCAGGGCAUCUUCUGGAUCUCCAACUCCUCCGAGGCCGGCGUGUUCACUGGGAGCAUUCAGCCAGUGACCAGCCUUGAUUCCACUCUCCAAGGCACCUACCAAGUGACAGUCCAGGCCAGGGACACACCUUCCGUGGGUCUUUCCCUGGAAGCCAACACCACCCUGAAUCUCUUCACCGUGGACCAGAGUUACCGCUCGCGGCUGCAGUUCUCCAUACCAAAGGCGGAGGUGGGCGCCAACAGACAGGCGAUUAAUGAGGCUCUUACCCGGGCAACCAGGACUACAGUAUACAUUGUGGACAUUCAGGACAUAGAUUCUGCAGCUCGGGCCCGAGCUCACUCCUACCUCGAUGCCUACUUUGUCUUCCCCAAUGGGUCGGCCUUGACCCUUGAUGAGCUGAGCGUGAUGAUCCGGAAUGAUCAGGACUCGCUGAUGCAGCUGCUGCAGCUGGGGCUGGUGGUGCUGGGCUCCCAGGAGAGCCAGAAGUCAGACCUGUCAAAUCAGCUCAUCAGCGUCAUCAUAGGAUUGGGAGUGGCUUUGCUGCUGGUCCUUGUGAUCAUGAUCACGGCCUUCAUGUGUGUGCGGAAGAGCUACAACCGGAAGCUUCGAGCUAUGAAGGCUGCCAAGGAGGCCAGGAAGACAGCAGCAGGGGUGAUGCCCUCAGUCCCCGCCAUCCCAGGGACUAACAUGUACAACAAUGAGCGAGCCAAUCCCAUGCUGAACCUCUCCAACAAAGACCUGGGCUUGGAGUACCUCUCUUCCUCCAAUGACUUGGACUAUGUCAGCAUCAACUCCCUGGACGACAACUCUGUGGAUGUGGAGAAGAACAGUGAGAAAAUCAAGGAGUACAGGCCACCGCACACACCACCAGAGCCAGAUCCAGAGCCCCUGAGUGUGGUCCUGUCAAGACAGCAGGCAGGUGCAAGCGGACAGCUGGAGGGGCCGUCCUACACCAACGCUGGCCUGGACACCACAGACCUGUGACAGAGGCCCCCACUCUUCUGGCCCCCCCUCGAAGAGGCCCCACCACACCCUAACUGCACCUGUCUCACUGGAGAUGAAAAUAUAUGACACUGCCCUGCCUCCUGCUUUUGGCCAAUCAUGGCAGACAGGGGUUGGGGAAACAUUUUAUUACCAA